Molecule: messenger RNA, 1353 nt
Organism: Triticum dicoccoides
Lineage: Eukaryota; Viridiplantae; Streptophyta; Magnoliopsida; Poales; Poaceae
Exons: 6
Coding region: 1-1353 (450 amino acids)
Molecular function (GO): protein binding
Source: RefSeq, a predicted model, not a curated record
AUGGCGCCGCUGAUCGACGACGUCACCGCCGAGAUCCUCCUCCGCCUCCCGCCGGACGAGCCGGAGCACCUCUUCCGCGCCGCCCUCGUCUGCAAGCCCUGGCCCCGCAUCCUCUGCGACCCUGGCUUCCUCCGCCGCUACCGCGCCUUCCACGGCGCCCCUCCCCUCCUCGGCCUCCUCCACAGGCUCAGGGUGAUCGACGGGGACGCGCCCGCCCGCUUCGCCUCCACCACGUCGGCGCCGGACUUCCCCCACCCGAGCUCCGACGGCCGCCGCACGCGCCCCCUCGACUGCCGCCACGGCCGCGUCCUCGACCCCGUCACCGGAGACCGACACGCCAUCCCCGCGCCGGACAUCGAGUGGCUCAUCGAGUCCGCGGCGGUGCUCUGCGCCGCCGACGGCUGCGACCACCUCGACUGCCACGGCGGCCCGUUCAGGGUGCUCUUCGUCGCCACCCAUGACUACAAGGACACCAUAUGCGCGAGUGUCUACUCGUCGGAGACGGGGGCUUGGAGCGAGCCGGUGUGCCUCGACAACAGUUGUGCAUGCUUUGCAAAGCACAUGCGAGAGGGAGAAGUAUAUAGACGCUACUACACACCCUAUCUCCACCCUAAGCGAGGCACCCUUGUCGGAGAUGCAGUCUACUUCACGGUUCGGCUGGGUAACGCAAUCAUCAAGUAUGACUUGGGCAAGAACAGCAUAUCCAUGAUUGACCCGCCGCCCCACACCAUGUACUACAUUGCCCUCAUGGCCAUGGAGGAGAAUUCACUUGGCUUUGCCUACAUUAUGGAUUCCAGCCUCGAUAUCUGGUCAAGGAAGGUGGAUAGGGAAGGACCUGCUGAAUGGGUACAAUACAGGGUCAUCGAACUGGAGAAAACGAUACCUGUUGCCAAACAAGAUGAGAAGCCAAUUGUUGUUGGGUCUGCAGAGGGUGUGGGUGUCAUCUUCGUAUGCACAGGUGCUGGCUUAUUUAUGAUCAAGCUCAGCUCUGGGCAGGUUAAGAAGGUUGAUGAGCCUGGGGUCUACUUUAGCGUCCUACCCUACUUGAGCUUCUACACUCCAGACCAGGACGGGGCCCUGUUCUUCUACAAAACGUUGGCUGUUGGUAUGAUUUGUGUAGCUAGAGUUAGGUUUUCGUUGUCUGAGAUGCAGAAAUGGAUUAUUUGCUGCAAUAUUCCAACUGGCAGGAAGGGAAAUGAACUUGAUCGGGCGCUGGCCCUGUGGCUUACUAUUGCACUUCAUUUGCUUGCAUUGAUGUACCCCUGUGCUUCAAUGUGCUGGGGACGUAGUGUCUUUUUGUUUAUGAUGACUGUUCUAGAGCAGCCACGUAAUUUAGAUGUCAGUGCUUUUUAG